AAGCUAGUUCUUACUUGGUACAUUACUAAGUUGUCUAGAUUUAAUAUCCUUAAUACUGUUUACAACAAACACAUUAAAGUUGGCUGUCAUCACAGCAAUUCCAGUAACAUUUUUGGAAUUUGUAAAAACUUUAGCAUCAAUGAUUUUUGCAUCGUGAACUUUUUGGAAAACAUUAAACUUGUGCACCAAUUUACCAAACAUAUCAAAAAUUAUGACAUUGCCAUCGUCUUGUAUGCAUAUAAGUUUUUCGUCGUUUGACCAGCCCAUGUGGACAAUAGGCCUAUGAGUCCACUAAAAAAAAUUCCCAUAUUACAACAAAUUGAGACUGUUUUAGUUGUUACUACUUUAAACGAUGUUAUAGCUUUUCCUGAUCCGGAAAAAAUCGAAAUAACAGGCUGAGCAGUGCCGUGGAGUUUGAUAGUUUUCUUGUUGUUUCUCGUCAGGGCCAAGGGGCCUCCGUAUGAGGCGGAGGCCGCAACGAAAUUUUCCAGUUUUAUUUCUUGGUUCCAUUCCAUCGAGUAGAUUUCGAAUUUUCUGGAAUAAUUUAUGACAGCGGGUUGAGGAAGGAAAUAAAUGAAUAUAUUAUAUAAUUGCCUUUUAAGUAUAGGAGAAUAAUAUCAUGAUAAGUGGAUAGAUCAAGAGAUGAACAGGGUAUAAAUUGGAUUUAUGCAAUAAAAUCAUACAAAAUUUCUGUUAAAUCACCUUUGGAAGCGUCUGAAAAAUACUUCAAGCAAUCAGAGGGACUUCAAACUUUCAGGAUUUAUUGAGCAGAGUCUUUUUAUGAAACAGAACACACUGCGAAUGGAUCUUGGCCUCAAAAAUGGAAUAAUGAAUUUUUUUCCACAUAGAUGCAACAAAAUCAUACAAAAUGUUCAUUAAAUCAACUUCGGAAGCUUCUGAAACAUACUUCAAGCAAUUAGAGGAACAUCAAACUUUCAGGAUGUAUUGAGUAGGGUCUUUUUAUCAAACAGGACAAACCGCCAAUGGAUCUCAGGCUCAGAAAUGGAAUUCCUUAUGAAUUAUUUCUCACACACAUACAUCUGAUGUUAUCUGAUUUACAAUAGGGAUUAAGUAUCUGACUUUACAAGUUAAAUAAUAUGCUGAAUUACAUUUAAAAAAUCUGAAUUACAAGUGAGGUUUUCUGAAUCAUUGAAAAAAUCUGAAUUUGAAAAAUCUGAAUUACAAAUUACAAUCAAGGUUUACUACUGAAAUACAUUGUAUUUCUACCUGAAUUACAAUUUAGUUAAACUGUGAAUCAGGUUCCCUAUAAGACUAGAAGCUGAGAACAAUUAAUUGUAGUGUGUGGAACAAUUUUCUUAAGAUUCCCCACAAGAAUUGAUUGUAUUUAUUGAAUAAUUGGAUUUUGUAGGUAGUUACCUAUAUAGGUCUGGUCCUAAACGAAACCAGUCUGCUGUAAUUAGUGCACUCGACAUGUUUCACCUAUUUAAAUUUAACAAAAAGAAGUUUAGGGCGUAUAAUAAUAAAAGAUUAGUAAUAAUUGAGAUAAAUAAAUAAAUACAAUUAUUUUGAGGAUUGUAGGUUAGGUUUUCUUGACAUCCAAAUACAGUUUCCUGUAAUAUUCUUUUUUAAUUAUAUUUUAUAUUUGAUCAUUAAAGGAAAAAUAAUUCUAGUAUCGACCCAGGUAUUCUAUAAACUAUGUUUGUCUUGUAAUUUUGUUUCAAAACUAUUACAACAAUCAUAAUAAUAGCUUUUAAACAAACGUAAAAACAGAUAAAGUAUUGAAGCAUAGAUGGCACCACUGUUUAUUACUUCAAAAAAUGACAAGUGCCAACUAGUUUUUGGCGGCAACAAUUUUUGUAUUUUUGUUUACGUUUUUGUUCCCUAAUUUUUAUUACAAGUUUUAAUAUUUUUUCUUGUUAACACAAUGGAUAAUCCGAAGAGUGACCCCGUAGUAAUAACGAACCUUUCGACACUGGAAUCAUUUUUAUCAGAAUCGGCGAAUUUCCGUAACGUCUCCUACAUAUCCCCAAUACCAGAAGUUUGCAAAGAAUACCCGUGCAUUCUGGGCAUAGACGAAGCUGGAAGAGGCCCGGUGCUAGGCCCCAUGGUUUAUGGUACCGCCUUUAUACCUAUCAACGAUCAAAUGCUUCUGGAAGUCUUGGAAUGUGCAGAUUCCAAAGCCCUCAACGAAGAAAAACGUGACACUAUCUUUGGCAAUAUAUGCGAAAAAUCUAGCAAAAUGGGCUGGGCCGUUGAAGUUAUCGCUCCUAACUCGAUUUGUAAUAGUAUGCUGGGCAGAUCUAAGUAUUCUUUGAAUCAAGUUUCAAUGGAUUCAGCUAUAGGUUUAAUAAGAGCUGCUUUGGACAAUGGAGUCAAAGUUCAGCACGUUUAUGUGGACACUGUUGGUAAACCAGAAAAGUAUCAGGAGUAUUUGAAAAGCCUAUUUCCUAAUCUAGACAUAGUUGUCGCAAAAAAAGCUGACUCCACUUAUCCUAUUGUAUCAGCUGCUAGUAUUUGUGCCAAAGUAACCAGAGAUCAUUCCUUGAAAGUUUGGGACUUUGUUGAAGGAAUUGAUGUUAAAGAAUUUGGCAGCGGUUAUCCUGGAGAUCCAGUAACAAAAAGAUUCUUGGUUGAUAACUGUGAUCCAGUUUUUGGAUAUCCACAGCUGGUAAGAUUUAGUUGGUCAACUGCGGCAAACGCUUUGGAAAAUCAUGCUUACCAUGUGGAAUUUGAAGAAGCCGAUGAAGAUAAUAAUACCCCACAGCAAACCUCGAUGUCAAUAACAUCAUUUUUCAAAAUGACUAGUAGUAAAACAAAGGAAAAGACUAUGCAUGAAUUUUUUACACAAAGAUGUCUCAGUAGAAAAGUUGAACUGUGAAGUAAUUUUAUUGUAUUUUAAUAAAAAAAUCUACUCAUUCAAUGCUCUAUGAUAUUCCUUAAGCCUUAUAGCGUGAAUAUUGAUAAAGCCAGUAGCAUCUUCUGGACUGAAUCCAGAGUGUUUGUCCAUGGAAACUAAAUCAGCAUUGUAGAGGGAGGAUUUUGAUGA
This is a messenger RNA of Ceutorhynchus assimilis (cabbage seed weevil), 3007 nucleotides long. NCBI's taxonomy places the organism in Eukaryota, Metazoa, Arthropoda, Insecta, Coleoptera, Curculionidae. The record is from the annotation of a GenBank genome assembly.